This is a messenger RNA of Aspergillus fischeri NRRL 181, 2871 nucleotides long. RefSeq lists its product as uncharacterized. Gene Ontology annotation, molecular function: metal ion binding. Lineage: Eukaryota; Fungi; Ascomycota; Eurotiomycetes; Eurotiales; Aspergillaceae. Bases 1 to 2871 code for a protein of 956 amino acids. The transcript has 8 exons. The record is from RefSeq and is a predicted model, not a curated record.
AUGGCCGGCCCGAUGAUGGGAAUCCGUGCUAGGCUGUUUAACUUCUUCGAGAACGACUUGCAAGUGCCAUCUGUUAUGGGUCAGAGUACAACUAAUAAUCGACCUAUUCCCGGUCAAAAUGCUUUUGAAGGAAUUUUCCAAGUCAACGGUAUGCGGUCCGCGGCGUUUCCCUCUCCAUCUGCCUUCAUGGUAAAACCAACUGAACAGCCCAAGAAGAAAGCUCGCACGAAGACAGUGUCAAAGAAAUCAACAACUCUUGCGAAGAAGUCUUCGGCAUCGGAAAGCGAGACUUCUGAUGACUCCGACCUAGAAAUCCAACUUCCCGAAGAGCCAUCCCCCAUACCGGCGACGCGACCCAGUGAACCGGAGGCUGCUGUGGAAUACGAUACACUUCAAGCCGUCUGGUCGCCACGCAAUCGCAGGCCCAACGCUGAUAAGGUCAAAAAUGCUUUAGUUGCAUUUAAAGACGUUGUCAAACGUGUGAGGGAUGCGUGGAAAGAAAGCAGUCAAGCGAUGAAGAUAGCAGAGAACAAAGAUGAGAACGACAGAGCAGCCCAGCUCAAGAAGGAUGUUGUCCUGCAACGUCGCCUGAUGGAUGUGGUUGUCAGUACCACUCUUGAAAAAGGCCACCCGGCUAUCGUUGAGAAAAGGAUAAAACCCCUUUCUGUGGUUCUCAACUGGGCUCUUAAUAUCGAUCUUGAGGAAGCGCUGAAAUACCAACGAACUAACCUUGACCCGUCAAAGUUGGUUGAACCUGUCGCAUGUACUUCGGAUUCUAUCCAAAUUUCUGACAUUAUCAAUUACACAUUUCCGGGUUCUGAAUGGCUAACAUGGACAUUCAGGUUGGGAGAACAUCCAAUGGCGCUCGCUGCCAUGUAUUCCUUUCUUCUAGAUCGACAUCAAGCGUCCGACGUGGAUGGGGCAUUCACGGUUAAUAUACUCAAGUUACUCGCACGCUUUGGCACCGUGGACGAGGAGGUACUGCAAAAAACCAAUAUUGCCAAACUUCUACCCCGUUUCGUGAAGAAGGGGGGUCCCACUGUCAAGGAGCUCUCUCAGAAGAUCCUAGACAAUGCUGCUGCUUCCACGAAAAGGAAACAGGAGGCUACCAAGCCCGCAGCUAAAGAGAGGUCGGCGACCAAGAGCUCUGCCUCUGAAGCAGCACCUGCAAAUAAUUCCCGUCCCGAAAUCACUGGUUCGAAGAGGCCUCGGGAGGGAGAACCCAAUGGCCAGGCUGCUUCAAAGCGGAUGGUUGUAACAUCCAAUAUCAAGCCUAGUGCAAAGGCGGGCAAUGCUACCACUAAUGGCUCUAUCAAGCGCCCACAAGAGACAGCUCAGGAGAACAGAUCUGGUGCAGCUGUCUCGCGUCCGAAGGCCAACAUUAUCGCUCCCAAGCCUACAAGCCUCUUUGGCAGCUUGAUUUCUGCUUCCAAACGGCCAGGCACCUCGAAUGCGGAGCGCGCUGCCGCCGCAGCUGCCGCAGCGAAAACAAGGUACGCAGAAUGCGAAGCGCCUGUAUGUGGGCCUUCAGAAAUGAGGCUAACAAUGAUCAGCCCUCCGGCCGAAAAGAAAGAAACUCAGGCGCCACCUCCUAGACCUACUUUCUCCUUUGGCGAUAUUAUGGCAGAUCUUAAUAAGCAAAAGGACCCUGAAUCAGUUGAGCCGACUGAGGAUCGACCCCCUGAAUCCGAAGAAGAACGCCAGAGGCGACUUCGCAAGGAGGCUCGAAGAAAAUUGCGCGUCACGUGGAAACCUGACGAGUCUCUUACGGAAGUCCGUCUCUUCACCCACGAUCCUGACGAGGAGCUAGGACCGGGUGAUCGAUCACAGGGAGAAAUUGGUGACAUCAAAGGAGAGGGUAGUGUCCUUAAACUGCACAGAGAUCUUGAAGACUUGGAAGAUGACGAUGAUGGCGUCAUUCGCGAAGAGAAUUUGAUGGACUAUACAGAGCCUUCGGAAAUUGACAAAGGCGACAUGACAUCUGAGGAUCGCUCCAGAAACUACAUCAAACGAGGUGGCACGCAAGAGCCUGCAAGUCCCGAGAAGCAAGCCCAGGAUCAUCGGGAAGCUACUACGCUCAUGGUUUUCUACACGUCUCCUGCGGAUAUUCCUCCCUCGCCAAAGGAGCCGCCCCAGACUGACGCUGAUGAACCUGUGACUGAAGUGACUUCCUUCGGAGAAUUGCCGGAUCACAUCAAGGUUCGACAAGAGCGAUAUUACGCAGCGGUCAACCCGAAGCCAGCCCCUGUUGCGGCUGCGCCGCCUAUUGCUCAAACCAACCAGUUCGACAUCUCGAACUUGCUUAAAAUCAUCCAGAACGCAUCGCAACAACAGUCUACUCCGCCGCCACCGCCGCCGCCUCAGCCUGCGUCACAGGCGCCCAUGUCUGACCUGGAGCGGACUAUCAGCAUGUUCCGCCAGCAGCAGCCUCAAGUUCCACAAAUUCCCCAGUUUCCGGCCAUUUCUCAGGCGCCAGCGACGCAAGGCCUCGAUUUCCAGAAAAUAUUGGCUGUCAUGAGUGCACAAAAACAGAUGCCGCCUGCGCCUAUUGUACCCCAAGUCCCACCAUCGCAACCGGCGAUGGCGCCGAAUCUCGCUGCCAUAAUCUCACAGUUCGCCAACCAGAAUCAGCAGACUAGUUCAUCUCAACCUUCUGGCCAACAAUACGAAGAACUGGAGCGCAAGCGUGUGCGUGAGACGGAUGGAUCCGAAGAAUCCGGUGAUGAUAGAUUUGGCUACGCCAAGCGAAGCAAGUUUGGAGCACCAAACAAGAAGCACCCAAAGGCUGGAUUAGUCCCUUGCCGAUACUGGCGCGAAGGAAAGUGUCUCAAGGGCGACAACUGCACCUUCCGCCACGAUCCUCUGAAUUGA